Messenger RNA from Emys orbicularis (European pond turtle), 2484 nucleotides. RefSeq names its product Fas activated serine/threonine kinase (gene FASTK). The transcript has 9 exons. Gene Ontology annotation, cellular component: mitochondrial matrix; ribonucleoprotein granule. NCBI's taxonomy places the organism in Eukaryota, Metazoa, Chordata, Testudines, Emydidae. Bases 1 to 2484 code for a protein of 827 amino acids. Gene Ontology annotation, biological process: mitochondrial RNA processing; regulation of mitochondrial mRNA stability. The record is from RefSeq and is a predicted model, not a curated record. Gene Ontology annotation, molecular function: RNA binding.
AUGCUGCGCCUGCUGCCAUGGCUCCGCGCCCUGAGCCAGGAGAGCGCACGGCCCUGCGUCCUGCCGGGGCUGGCUGCUAGUGACACGAGGGGGGCCAGGAUGUACCCGAGCUGCUACUGUGCGGGGAAGGCCAAGCCGCGGGCUGUGCUGCUCCCCCUGGAUCCCUACUGCCAUGGGCUGCUCCACAGCCUGCCCCCCGACGCCGGCAGGACUCGAGGCCAUGGCAAGAGGAAGAGCUGGAGCUUCAUCCACGAGAAGAUGAGUUACGACACUUUCUUCACCAUGAAGCGGCUGAUAGAGCGGUCGCGGAGUGUGGGGGAGAUGCUGCGCUGGGUCACCCAGAACCCCAGCAAGGUGUCUGCCAGCCACUACCCCAUUGCCCUGCACAAGCUGGGCCAGCUGCUGCAGCAGCCGCAGAACCAGGCCGUGGUAAAUGGAGAACACCGCGGACCCAACCAAGUGCUGGAGCAGCCAGAAUUCCAGGCGCUCUGCCAGGCCAUCAUCAGUGGGUGCUCCAAGUUCGAUAACUUCAGCAUCGUCAAUUGUCUGUACGCUGCCGCGGCCCUGGGCCUCCCUGGCGAGUCGGCCUUGGUGCAGGUGCUGGAGGAUGAGUCCCGGAGCCGCCUGGGGCGCUUCAACCAGAAGGACGUCUCCAUGGUGUUCAGCAGUGUGAUGCGGCUUCACCCAUCCAGCCCCCACCCCCUGGUGGAGUCCUGCCUCAGCAGCCUGGAGCGGCACCUGGAGAAGGAGCGCCACCCACAGACCCUCUUCCUUCUCCUCUCCUACUACCGGCUCCGGGCCCAGGCGCUGCAGGGCCACCCAGCCUCUGACCAGCAGCUGCUCAACAACCGCAAGAUCCUGCGCCUGGUCAGGCACACGCUGGGGCAAGUGAGCGCCGUACGCGAGCACGAGCUAGCCCUGCUGGACGAGAUGUUGGCCCUGUGCGCUCAGGAGGCCAACAAUAAGGCCCUGGAGGCCAUCUUCAGCUCGCAGCUCUUCUAUGAGAACCGCCAGGAGCGCUUCAUCCGCAGCAUGGCAGAGUGGCUCCCAAGGAAGGCCGAGAACCUCACCCCCUACACCAUGGCGCUGAUUGCCAAGUAUGUGGCCCGGCACAGGCUGCGUGAGCUGCGCCUGCUCGACACCAUCGCCAACUUCCUGCUGAAGCGUGGGGAGCAGCUGGAGAGCAAGGUGAUCCAGAAGCUGGUGUUUCCCUUCAGCCGCAUGAAUUACCGGCCAUCUAACCACAGCGAACUCUUCCCCAAGCUGGAGGCCAUCCUGGAGCAGAAGGCAGCCAGCUCGCCCCUGGCCACUGUCAACAUCCUCAUGUCCAUGUUCCAGCUCAGGCACUUCCCCCAGGCUGUCCUGCACCAGGUUUUCUCCCCAGCCUUCAUCACCAAUGUCAUGAGCAGCCCCUACGCGCUGAUCAUGCGCCGCUACCUCUCUCUGCUGGAUGCAGCAUUGGAGCUGGAGUUCCGAGAUUACAGCGGCCCGCGCCUCGAUCCGCACUACCGGGUCCUCAUGUUCGACCACGCCCUGACAGCUGACGAGGCCAACAGGAAAUACAGUUACAAGGGGCUGGUGGCUGAGGCCCUGAGGCAGCUGGUGGGAGAGGAGUGCUACCGGCAGGACGAGGUGCUGCCCCCCGGAUACUGUGCAGAUUUCUUGUUGUGGAUUAACCGCUCGGGCACGGUCCUGCCUCUUGCCCAUGUCCCUGCAGCCUACAAGGUUGCCUGCGCUCGCCCUGGGGUGCCCUCUGCCGCCAGCUGCCUGCGUUCCAGCGUCCUGGCCCUCACCGCUGACUUGCAGGACUUUGCACCAUUCGCUCCGGAGACACCCAGCAGCCCCGAGGGCCCCCGGGAAAGCAACCUCACUGGGCAUUUCCUGCCCACGCUCUGCCCUGCCCCAGGGGGCCCUUGCUACCAGCCCCCAUCAGACUACUACUGCAGCCUGAGCAAAGAGCACUCGCUGGAGAGCCAGGGCAGCUCCACGCUCAGCAGCCCCUCGGAGUGCCUGGCCCCGCAGCCGGCCGCCACUUCUGACUGCUCUCCCAGGGGCACCUCCACAGCCGUCCUCUUCCAGUUCCCUAUCAGCAAGAUCCUGGAGGAGGGGGAGGCAACAGCCGGCUGCCCGGGGCCUGAUCGCAGGGGACAGCAGGCCCAGGAGGAGCUGGGCGAGGGGAAGGCGGCCCCAGCCGAGGAGACCUGUGCUCUGACCUCCCCACACCUGCCCAGCCCCAAGAGAGGGCCGAGCGACGGGCUGCAGGGAGCUGAAGAGAUUCAGAGGGUGGUUCUCUCCGUCAAUGACAAGUGGCAUUACUGCCAGAACUCGGACAUCCUGGUGGGUUCACGAGCCAUGAGGAACAGGCACUUGCAGCUGCUGGGUUACUGCCUGGUUCAGCUGCCCUACAUGGAGCUGGAGAAGGUGAGCGGCGUGGAGGAGGCCAAGCACUAUCUGCGGCAGAAGCUGCGGGAGCUCCGCUUUUGA